AUGGUGUUCUCUUUCGACUCCCCGGCCUCUACUGGCGCCUCUAGUGGAUCUCUUUUCGGCACAGCAGGCAAUGCCUUCGGUGCCAACAAGGAUAACAAUGCGUCUAGUGGUGGGCUCUUCGGUAAUGUUGGAGCUUCGUCCACCGGCAACAGCACAUCGAUGUUUGGAGGAAAUUCCGCAAGUGGCCAAAGCACACCAACCUUCGGAAAUGCAGGCGCUGCCAAUGCGACCAAGGGCGGUACCUCGGCCUUCAACUUCGGCAGCAAGGCUCCAUCGGGAACUGGCACGCAGCCUAACCUCUUUGGCGCCACUGCUGGCAACCAGACUCCCAACAAGUCUACAGAAUCGGCCGCACCUGCCGGUAGUACGAUGUUCGGUGGAGCAGGUGCAAAGAAUAUGUUUGGCAACGCCGCUACAACAGCUACCCCCGCUCCCGCGGGAGGCAAUUUGUUUGGCAUCAACUCCACCACCCCUGCUGGUCCUCCGCCGGCAUCUAACCCACCCAGUAGCUUAUUCGGAGUCUCGACUACCCCCACCCUAGCGCCGUCAUCUACCACACCUGCUACUUCACAGGCAUCUAACAAUAUGUUUGGAGGGGGAGCAACCAAGCCGAUUUUUGGUGGCGCAACCGCUACUGCGCCCAGCAGUGGUCCGUUCAGUGGAAACAAGCCGGCCGAUUCAGCCACUCCCACGAGUGCUGCAGAUAGCACUCCUAAGCUCUUCGGCGCAGCUGCACCCGCGGGUGGUGCGCAAAGCUCACAGACACCGUCUAUGUUCAAGAACCUGGCUGCUCCCGGCACUCCUCCUUCCUCCACCGCAAACACAACUCUCUCCCUAGGAGCCCCCACUACCUCGAGUGCUACCCCUCAAAAGCCUUUUUUCCCUUCCGCCGGAAGUGCUACAUCCACGGCUGCUCCGUCGACUACUCCAGCAACAGCUCCUCUUGGAGGCCUGUUUAACACCUCAGCUCCCACAACUACUUCAGGUACUGCGGCCACUACCGCGCCUGCCACUACUACACUCGCUGCACCUACGGGCGGCUUGUUCAGCCAAGCUGCUACUACCACUUCGGCGCAACCAGCGACCUCCGCCAGUUCAGCACCCCAAACGACGGCUGCUUCGACUACAUCCGCUGCUCCAGCUGGGCCCGCCGCCCUUGGCCAGUCUACUGCGGGCCCCGCUCCUCCAGCUCAGUCACGUCUGAAGAACAAAACCAUGGAUGAGAUCAUCACCCGAUGGGCCACGGAUCUCGGCAAAUAUCAAAAGGACUUCCGCGAACAGGCGGAGAAGGUUUCCGAGUGGGACCGUCUGCUGGUGGACAAUGGUACCAAGGUUCAGAAGCUGUACGGCAGCACUGUUGAUGCGGAUCGAGCUACCCAGGAGGUUGAGCGCCAAUUGUCAGCGGUUGAAGGUCAACAGGAUGAGCUCAGCUCAUGGCUGGAUCGAUAUGAGCGUGAAGUCGACGAGAUGGUUACCAAGCAGGUGGGCCCUGGAGAGUCCCUUCAAGGACCUGACCAGGAGCGUGAGACAACCUACAAACUGGCCGAAAAGCUCUCGGAACGCUUGGACGAAAUGGGCAAGGAUCUUACCAGCAUGAUUGAAGAGGUCAAUGGUGCUUCAUCCACAUUGACCAAGACCAACAACGCAGAUGAGCCGAUUUCGCAGAUUGUCCGUAUUCUCAACGCGCACCUGUCCCAGCUGCAGCUCAUCGACCAAGGCACCUCGGACCUGCAGUCCAAGGUCACCGCCGCCCAAAAGGCAGGCCAAUCAAUCUCUGCCCGUCUCGGAUAUGGCUAUCCCAACAAUGGCAUGGGCAACAACAACACUGCUGAUGAUUUCUACCGCUCGUUCAUGCAAGGACGGUAA
Molecule: messenger RNA, 1866 nt
Organism: Penicillium psychrosexuale
Lineage: Eukaryota; Fungi; Ascomycota; Eurotiomycetes; Eurotiales; Aspergillaceae
Product: putative nucleoporin Nsp1
Exons: 3
Coding region: 1-1866 (621 amino acids)
Biological process (GO): protein import into nucleus; RNA export from nucleus
Cellular component (GO): nuclear pore; nuclear pore central transport channel
Molecular function (GO): phospholipid binding; structural constituent of nuclear pore
Source: RefSeq, a predicted model, not a curated record